Messenger RNA from Drosophila eugracilis, 2724 nucleotides. It is a transcript of the gene Pgant6, whose product is annotated as N-acetylgalactosaminyltransferase 6. The record is from RefSeq and is a predicted model, not a curated record. The transcript is spliced from 4 exons. NCBI's taxonomy places the organism in Eukaryota, Metazoa, Arthropoda, Insecta, Diptera, Drosophilidae. Gene Ontology annotation, cellular component: Golgi apparatus. The coding region runs from base 348 to 2360 and encodes 670 amino acids.
UAAAGUCGUUUCUGUGUGAACGAUAUAAGACCAGCGCCAAGAACAGAGCCAAAAGAACUUAUUUCCGCGACGUGGAAGCAGUCUUUUGUUUUGCUAUGCUAAUUAGUAGUUAUUAGUUUAUUCAACCCAGACCGGGUGGACUUUUAAUAGGAUAUAGUCGCUAUCAGCGUAGCCAAGGUUCUUGAGGGAAACCACGUUGCAGUGCAAGAUAAAGAGACAACCCAGCAAACACUGGAAACACCUGAGCUAACAAUCCAGUAUCAGCUCUUUUAGAGGCAUUCCACUUCAUUUAAUGGUUCACCUACAGACCCGAAGAGCAGACACGUAGCCACGGAUAUCCGGCAAAUAUGAGGCGACCUAAUCUCAAAUGGAUAGUGAAGGCCUCGCUGCUUUUGUUGGUCUCGCUGACACUGUUUAUACUAAUCACCAGCUGGAUCUCCUCCAGUCCGUACACCAAUAAGCCCGUUCACCAUGGCAUUGAACCUCUGCCCGAACAGGCUGGCCUUUCCGGCGAUGUUCAGCCUAAUAUUCCAGCUCCACAGCCUAGACAUAAGCAACCAAGCGCUAAAAAAGAAGUAGAACCAGAUUUUGAAGCGGAUCCGGAGCUACAGAAGAUCGAUGAGCCGGAACCGGAGAACGAAGGGGUCCACAAUCCUCGGUCUGCCGAAGAUGAGCCUGGACAGCAGCCGCAGGAGGAACUGCAAAUGGCUCCGCCGGCCGAUGCUUCGGUGAAGAAGGAUUGGCAUGACUAUACGGCAAUGGAAAAGGAUGCAAAGCGCGUUGGUCUUGGAGAGAAGGGCAAAGCUGCUUCAUUGGACGAUGAAUCCCAGAAAGACUUGGAAAAACAAAUGUCACUAGAAAAUGGAUUUAACGCCCUUCUCUCAGAUUCCAUAUCGGUUAACCGUUCGCUGCCCGACAUCCGUCACCCACUUUGCCGCCACAAGGAGUACGUCACAAAGCUACCCACUGUCAGUGUGAUCAUCAUUUUCUACAACGAAUACUUGAGCGUAUUGAUGCGCUCGGUUCACAGUCUGAUUAACCGCUCGCCUCCGGAGUUGCUCAAGGAGAUCAUCCUGGUGGACGAUCACAGUGAUCGGGAAUACUUGGGUCACGAUCUGGAGGCCUACAUUGCGGAUCACUUUAAGUGGGUUCGCGUGGUGAGAUUACCAAAGCGCACGGGCUUAAUUGGAGCCCGAUCGGAGGGAGCAAGAAAUGCAACUGCCGAGGUGCUCAUCUUCCUAGACUCACAUGUGGAAGCCAAUUACAACUGGCUCCCACCUCUGCUGGAGCCGAUUGCCCUGAACAAACGCACUGCGGUGUGUCCUUUUAUCGAUGUGAUUGAUCACUCCAACUUCAACUACCGAGCUCAGGAUGAGGGAGCCCGAGGAGCCUUCGACUGGGAGUUCUUCUACAAGAGGUUACCCCUCUUGGAAGAGGACCUCCAACACCCCGCCGAUCCUUUCAAGAGCCCCGUUAUGGCUGGUGGAUUGUUUGCCAUUUCCUCUGAGUUCUUCUGGGAACUGGGCGGCUAUGAUGAAGGUCUGGACAUUUGGGGUGGCGAGCAGUAUGAGCUAAGCUUCAAGAUCUGGAUGUGCGGCGGAGAAAUGUAUGAUGCUCCCUGCUCUCGUAUCGGUCAUAUAUAUCGAGGACCACGAAACCACCAGCCGAGUCCAAGAAAGGGCGACUAUCUGCACAAGAACUACAAACGAGUGGCUGAGGUUUGGAUGGACGAGUACAAGAACUACUUGUACAGUCACGGCGAUGGACUCUACGAGAGUGUGGAUCCUGGCGAUCUCACCGCACAAAAGGCAAUUCGCACCAAGCUUAAAUGCAAGUCCUUCAAAUGGUUUAUGGAGGAGGUGGCUUUCGAUCUGAUGAAGACCUACCCGCCGAUAGAUCCGCCAGCGUAUGCUCUGGGCGCGCUACAGAAUUUGGGAAACAAGAACCUUUGCUUGGACACAAUGGGUAGAAAGAAGCACAACAAGAUGGGGAUGUAUGCAUGUGCGAGCGAUUUAAAGAUACCACAGAAAACACAGUUCUGGGAGCUGAGUUGGAAACGAGAUCUGCGCCUGCGACGAAAGAAGGAAUGCCUGGACGUGCAGAUCUGGGAUGCCAAUGCGCCUGUUUGGCUAUGGGACUGUCACAACCAGGGUGGCAACCAGUACUGGUACUACGACUACCACAAGAAGCUGGUCAAGCACGGAACGGAAGGCAGAAGGUGCCUGGAGCUUCUGCCCUUCUCACAGGAAGUGGUGGCCAACAAGUGCGACCCCGACAAUCAGUUCCAGCACUGGAACUUUGGCACCUUCAACCAAACGGCACUGGACCACUACUCCCAGGAUCUUGCCCUCAGCCUUUAACCGCUGCACAGCGACAGUAUCACUUGCCAUGUACUUAGAAAACUUCGAUGUAAAUAACUAGGCUAGAUAGGUUCUAAGGCUAUUUGGCCAAUUUACAGUUUACCCCGACUCAAGCGCACAUUUCCAUUGCUGCAUAAAAGACUAUCCAUGUAUCUUUAUAAAAAGUACAUCUCAAAGUAAUUCCACUUGCCACAAAGUUGAUUUGUGGCGACUGUUCAGGAUUUUGUUUGGUUUUCAGCAAGAUCCUGAAUAUAAUAUUAAAGGAAAAUACUUAGUGAGAGUGAGCCUUCAAGUUGUCAUAAGUUUUGUCUGUGUACUCCAUAAAGAUAGUUUUCCAUUAAAAUUAGCAGUUUUUAAAAUAAUA